Molecule: messenger RNA, 5551 nt
Organism: Rattus norvegicus (Norway rat)
Lineage: Eukaryota; Metazoa; Chordata; Mammalia; Rodentia; Muridae
Gene: Mfap3
Product: microfibril associated protein 3
Cellular component (GO): plasma membrane
Source: RefSeq, a predicted model, not a curated record
CGGAAGGCGCUGAAUGCAGUGAGGUGAGUGAAUGCUCUGCUCAGGUAGUUUCCUGAGAGAUAAAGGACUCUUGGAGCUGGACACGGAGGAUAUCAGGAUGCCAGCCCUUGUAAAGGCUGGGAACGGGUGUGGGGGUUCCACCGUGAAGUAUUUACAGAAUACUAAAGGGCCAGCGACGCCCUGGGAAUCCAGUGCAGGCCCUGCUCUCAGCUCACUGCAAAGGUAAUGGGGAAGGGAGACCACAAACAAAUCAAAACAACGGGAUCUGAGAGGGUAGUGAAGAGCUUUAAUCGAAGUUGAAAUCUGCUGAUGGAACGGAACUGAGUGAGGAAGUGAUAAGGAGGAAGCCUGCCUAUUGGGAGUAGGAGUAGAGCUUUUGAAUAAAUAGCAAAGAGAGACGACGGAGAAGAGAGGGAGAAGAGAGUCCUAGGCACCGAGUCUUUGUCAGGCUGGUCUCCACACUCAUCUUUUAAUUUUGAAAGCCUCAGAACACCUGGACCACUUCUUUGGAAAACUGUUCUACCAGCAACAAGUCAUCCACUGCGAUCCUGUUGAGCAUAGCCACAUCUGAGUUUUCCAAGUCUAAACAGGACUGCCUCUGAUUUUCCCAUGAAGCUGCAUUAUUGUCUGUGCAUCUUACUGGUGGUCACUUUUGUGCCAACUGCUCUGGUUUUGGAAGAUGUGACUCCACUGGGAACGAAUCAGAGUUCAUACAAUGCAUCAUUUCUUUCGAGCUUUGAACUCUCGGCAGGUUCCUACUCAGGUGAUGAUGUCAUCAUAGCCAAAGAGGGAACAAAUGUUUCACUGGAGUGUCUUCUCACGGUGGAUCACUAUGGAGAAGUCCACUGGUACAACUCGAAAGGACGGCAGCUGCAUAGCAGAGGUGGAAAAUGGUUGGUUUCUGAUAACUUCCUAAAUAUCACCAGCGUAGCCUUUGAUGACCGUGGGCUCUACACAUGCAUCAUCACUUCUCCCACUCGUGCUUCCUACUCGGUCACCCUCCGUGUGAUCUUCACCUCUGGAGACAUGAGUGUGUACUAUAUGGUCGUCUGCCUGAUCGCCUUCACAAUCACACUCAUCCUGAACGUCACUCGGCUGUGCCUGAUGAGCACCCACCUCCGCAAGACUGAGAAGGCCAUCAACGAGUUCUUCAGGACCGAGGGCGCUGAGAAGCUCCAGAAGGCCUUUGAGAUUGCAAAGCGUAUCCCUAUCAUCACCUCAGCCAAAACCCUCGAGCUUGCCAAGGUCACACAGUUUAAGACUAUGGAGUUUGCCCGCUAUAUUGAGGAACUGGCCAGAAGCGUCCCUCUCCCACCCCUUAUUCUCAACUGCCGGGCCUUUGUUGAGGAAAUGUUUGAGGCUGUGCGAGUGGAUGACCCUGAUGACAUGGGAGAAAGAAUUAAGGAGAGACCUGCUUUAGACGCUCAAAGUGGCAUCUAUGUGAUUAACCCAGAGCUAGGCCGAAGUAACUCGCCCGGUGGAGAUUCAGAUGAUGGCUCUCUAAGUGAGCAAGGACAGGAGAUAGCAGUACAGGUGUCUGUCCACCUUCAGUCAGAGACCAAAAGCAUUGGGACAGAUUCUCAAGACAGCAGUCAUUUUAGCCCACCCAGUGACCCUGCAUCGGCUGAGGGCAGCACUCACCACAGAGAAUGAGCAUGUGGCAACUGACAGCUUGCCCAGUGCUCAGGAAAGAGCCUGCUAUGAGAACAUAACAUUAUUGUAAAAUGACCAGGGUCUUCCCUUUAACCUUAAGCACACCACAGCAUGAAUUGCCAAAGUCAUCGUGAAAGGGCAGCAUUUUUCUAAUAUUUGGUCAUUUUCCUUAAGGUUGCUGGAGUGAUAUGUGUUAAAAUUGAAAGGUGAGAGGUCCUGAGUAAGACUUCUGGUCACAGUUUUUCUUUGGCUCAUGUGUGACACAUUGAAGCCUAAGUUUCCCUAUCAAUGGAAUCAGUGACUUGUUCUCAUUGAGUUGAAACUUAAACCCAAACUUCUUACCUAUUUCACCUCUAAGUCAGAUUCUCACUAGACCUUUGGUCCAUCCAAAGACUUUAUUCUGCACUCUAGUCGUCUACACCAAUGCCAGACAUGGAGAGACUCUGCCCUGGGGAGUGAACAUGUGCUGGGCAGAUCUUUUAAGUGAGGCACCACUGUGUUACACAGAUCUAGAGAGUAAAUUUUGAUGAGAAAAUCAUUCUCACUGGGUGUGGUAGCACAUGCCUUUAAUUCCAGGCAGAGAUAGGCAGAUUCCUGAGUUCUAGGCCAGCCUGGUCUAUGGAGCAAAUCCAGGAUAGCCAGGCUAUACAGAGAAACCCUGUCUUUAAAAAAAAAAAAAAAAAAAAAAAAAAAGGAUGGAGGGCGGGGGAGAAAAGGUCACUCUCUCCAUGAGAAAUGUAUUCUUGGGAGUACAUCCUGUCUUUUUAGCUUAUCUUUACCUUUAGUCCAUCGAGCUGGCCUUGAUGUCCCCAAGGAAAAAUGUUUUCGGUGUUUUGUGAACAAGAACUAUGUCAAGUCACCUCUCUGGAAAAUCAUCAAUUUUGAUACUUUUUAAUAAUGUCUCAGGCUUUCUCUUUUUAGACGUACUAAAUUCCCAGGUGGAUUCUGUGUAGGUCUAGAACUGCAGAAUCCGCAGUAGUGCCCAACCGCAAGCACCCCUGUCCCCUGUGUUCUUCAACCUGGUGCUAGAGGUGAUACACCUCCUCUUGUCUUGCCGAGACUCGUUGUUGUUAGUAUUUUGGUUCUUCAGAUGCAUCCUUUUGACUGAGGGCUCUUUUGUAGCCUUUCUUGAAGCACCUACCUGAAAUCAGAGGAGAUCAUUGUGCUCAGUUCGUUAUUAUAUUAAAAACAGGCAAUCGACCCAAGGGAGAAACGACAAGUGGUGGUGCUGCCCACCUCGUCGGGGUACAGUAAGCACUGACGCUGGCACUUCCCGCUGACGGAGAGUGACAUGACAGAUUGUAGGUAGUCUUCUCAAUCCUUUCCUCGGCUGCAGGAAGCUCAUGCCAUAGAAUUUUAACAUCGUGGCUGUGGAGCUCAAGGCAAUGCUUCACUUCAUUUGGCUUCUGGUUGUGGGAGAUUUGCUUCAGCUAGAAGGUCCCGAGGGAAAUGUGCAGAGGAGGUGUUCAUCGGAAUUUAAUUUAAAGUGUCAAACAAACAGAGGACAGCAGGAAAUUCAAAGUGUAACCAGUGAGCUCAGUGCCUGCCUUUGUCAGGCUCCUCAGAUACAUACGACACCUCCGCUCUGGACAAUGUGAACGAAUCAGUGUGCAGCUUCAUCAAGUGGCAUAUGGAUAAUAUGGUAAUGCUGCCUUUUCUGUCUCUCAGGCUGUUUCCAUGGAAACCUUCAGAGCCAAACAAAAGCUACCAAUCAUUCAACCAAAAAGCUUGCCUUGGCUCAGAGAUGUGAGUUUCUUUAAGGAAAGCUGUUUUCAUACAUUUGGCUGUAGAAUAAGGGCUCUUAGACAUACCCUAAGUUACAGAACAUGUUUUCCCUUCCUACUGUUCUCUGGACAUAGUAAAUUUUUAAAAAUCUAUUCUGUGGGAUCAGUCUCCUGAAUUUCUCUCAGAUCUAUAGUUCCUCACCUGAUAAAGCAAGGUCUGGGUCACUUCUUCAAUGAAGUCUGUUGCCUUAAAUAAUGAUUUUACCCCCACAUGUUCCUAGAAGGGACAUUAAUGUCUUGAACUUUAAAGUAGACAUAUUUAAUGACCAGAGUUUCAGAAAAUGAUACUUUGCAAAAAUGGAAAAUACCAAAACAGUUAGGUAAGCUUACAGAAUUCAUACAGGCCACUCCACCAUAGCCUGGGUCAGUCAUCACAGAAACAUAAAACAGACACUCGAUAUGGGGAAACACAGCUAUAAUCCCAGUACCUGGGAGGCAAGGGCAGAAGGAUUACAAGUGCUAAGCCAGCCUGAGCUAUCUAACAAGGUCCUGUCUCAAAAAGCUAACCAAUAGGUGUGUGUUUGAGGGUGGGGUGUCAGUCUUCCUGUGUGCGCUAAGCCUGGACUUGAUCCAGUGGUCCUAACUGGUGGCCAGUGCAACUGCCCUGCUUUGAGCCUUUCAAGUUCUGUCAAAAUAGGAUAGGUCAAACUCAAGAAGAGUAGCAGACUUGUAAAAUCUACUUUUCAAAGUGAAGAGGACAACUGUUAAUAUUUUCUGUGUCUGAUCAAACCAAAUGGAUUUAACAGUCUCCUCUGUUUGUAGAAACUUAGAGCCACCGUCUGAACGUCUGCUCCCAGCUGGUGUCAUCUUUCCGGCUGGCUGAAUUUUAUAGGUUAGUUAGGUUUUGUUUUGUUUUGUUUUGUUUUGUUUUAAAUGCCUUUGAGCAGCAAAAUGUGUAAAAUAGGUCUGUUGACAUACUGUGAAUUCUGUAUUGUCAUUUAAUGAACUUCAGUGUCCUUACAGAAUUAAAUAGUGGCUUCAUAAAAUAAAUCUAUCAAAAGUUGCCAUUCUGGGGCUGGGGAUUUAGCUCAGUGGUAGAGUUUGCCUAGGAAGCGCAAGGCCCUGGGUUCGGUCCCCAGCUCCGAAAAAAAGAACCAAAAAAAAAAAGUUGCCAUUCCAGCAUCUUUAUAUACUCCUUACACUCAUGCACUUUGGAGUUGAUGCCCUGUUGUGUUUAUAACAGUUUAAUAACCCCAGUCCUCAAAGCCACGUCUAAUAUGGCUUAAAUAUUUUUUAAAAGCAGGUCUUUCUAUAUGUCCAACCUGCCUUCAAAUAUGUUAUCCUCCAGUCUCAGUCUCGUGGAUACUAGAAUCACGCAUGCACUGCCAUGCUGGCCUUUGUCUGCCUUUGUCUCAGUAUGUAGCCUAGGCUGGCCUUGAACUUGGAGCAAUUUUCUUGCUUCUGCCUCACAAAUGCUAGGGUUACAAGUAUGUGUCACUAUGCCUGGCAAAGGCUUCUUGAGUCAAGCCUGGUAAGCUUGUCUGUUUCCUGUCCACUAUAUAUUGGUAUAAAGGUGGUAAGAACUGCUGGCCCUGGAACAAUUGUUUUUUUGUUUUUUGGUUUUUUUGUUUGUUUGUUUGUUUGUUUUCUUUUUUUCAGAGCUGGGGACCGAACCCAGGGCCUUGCGCUUACUAGGCAAGUGCUCUACCACUGAGCUAAAUCCCCAACCCUGGAACAAUUGUGAGGAAGCCGCCGCCCCCCCCCCCCCCCCUGCUACUUUCCUCCCUUCCACAUACUGAAGGUCAGAUCCCCAUCUGAUGCCACUUCCUCUUCAGUUCCCCAACCUCAGAAGCCCAUGGGCCAGUGCUUUCUAUACCCAACAUGUAGUUUUCACCCUACAGCUGGGUCCCUGACUGACCCAGGAGGCUGCAUGCAUGCUGUCUAGAGCCUAGCUCAGCACAGUGCUGGCCUCGUCCCCACACCAGCCAUUGUAACUCUAAUGUAUCCUCUUUCCAGAGCCACAGUCUUCUCACCUAGGCAGGAAUGUGACAACACUCGGCCUCUCGUGAAAACUUCUGGGUGCUUAUGGACCUGUCACACAAAAGGGAAUGAGUGUUGUUGAUAGUACUUGUAUCUCAACAAUUAUUUUAAUUAAACUUGCAUUUAAAAAGUCA